Molecule: messenger RNA, 1406 nt
Organism: Jatropha curcas
Lineage: Eukaryota; Viridiplantae; Streptophyta; Magnoliopsida; Malpighiales; Euphorbiaceae
Product: antitermination NusB domain-containing protein
Biological process (GO): regulation of DNA-templated transcription; DNA-templated transcription termination
Cellular component (GO): chloroplast
Molecular function (GO): RNA binding
Source: RefSeq, a predicted model, not a curated record
UGAGACAGCAAUGUGAAUGUCCAACUCUGUACAAAACAGAUAUUGUUAUCCAUACCAUCCGAGACCUCCAGAAGUACAAACCACGGUAGAAGAAGAAGAGGAAUGGAGGGAAGCUCAAUUUUAAGCUGUUCAAAUUCUUACUCUUCGUCUUCAAAUCAUUAUUCUUUAAAAACACAUCUCAAAUUCACUGUUCAAUGGUCACGGUCUUUAUCUUCUUCUAUUUGGAAAAGCCAAAAGGCGAGUUUAGGCCUUAUGUCCAAUUUGCAAGCGAAGAGGCAAACGCUGGUGGCAGUCGCGUCUCCUACCCCUAGAAGCUCUCUUCGUACUUCUGCAUUCGUGAUUGAGAAAGCAACGGAGAAUUCAACGAAGGGAAAAGAAAUGAUGCCAAAGAUUGAUAAGAGUGGCAGGUUUUGCAGCCCCAGAGCCGCUCGGGAGCUCGCUCUAUUGACGAUAUAUGCAGCAUGUUUGGAAGGCUCCGACCCAAUUAGACUUUUUGAAAAACGAAUGAAUGCAAGAAGAGAACCUGGUUAUGAAUUUAACAAGGCAUCAUUGAUGGAAUAUAAUCAUAUGAGCUUUGGGGGACCUCCUGUUACAGCUGAAACAGUUGAAGAAGCAGACAAGCUUCAGCAAAGUGAUGAAAAAGAAUCUGCAGUCGAAGAAGAAGUCCUUUCAGCUCCUCCAAAGUUGGUGUACAGCAAAUUACUUUUGCGUUUCACAAGGAAGCUUCUAGUUGCAGUUGUAGAUAAGUGGGAUAGCCAUGUCCUUAUUAUAGACAAAGUUUCUCCGCCUAAUUGGAAGAAUCAACCAGCUGGCAGAAUUUUAGAAUUUUGUAUCCUCCAUUUGGCAAUGUCCGAGAUCACAGUUCUUGGAACACGACACCAGAUUGUUAUUAAUGAGGCUAUCGAUCUUGCUAAACGGUUCUGUGACGGGUCAGCACCGCGCAUAAUUAAUGGGUGUCUUAGGUCUUUUAUGAAGGAUCUAUCAGGAACCAAUGAGGCUCGGGCUACAGAUGCUAAUCAGAAGGUAGAAGUAUGAAGUACAAACUCAUUAAGACUUUUAUCUGCUGUGGUUGUGAGAUCCCUGAAGGAAAAAAAAAGCCCCAGUUUGAAUACCAUCUUGCUGGUCUUGGAAGAGCUACUUUAAUUUCCCUUUUACUUCCAGUUUCCUUGAAGCCUCAACAGGUUCCUAUUUUGCUAGUUUGCAUUGUGUCCAAAAGUGUAAACCGGAUGGUAGACCAGAAACUUGUAUAAUAUGUAUCUCAAUAUAUUAUUCUUUUUGUUCUUGCUAUGGUUUGUUGUAGCAACUUCCAUGUUUAGGAUAAUGAUGGAUUAGUAGUCAUUGGCUCUUGUUUACAACAUUUUAAAACAGGCAUGUGUAAUGUAGAAAUUUCAAAAUUUUUGCAUGAA